This is a messenger RNA of Aphanomyces astaci, 702 nucleotides long. RefSeq lists its product as hypothetical. NCBI's taxonomy places the organism in Eukaryota, Oomycota, Saprolegniomycetes, Saprolegniales, Verrucalvaceae. Gene Ontology annotation, molecular function: nucleic acid binding. The transcript is spliced from 5 exons. The record is from RefSeq and is a predicted model, not a curated record. Bases 1 to 702 code for a protein of 233 amino acids.
AUGCCGCGCUCCACGACCAAGCAUGACUUGCCCGACAACGAACGACUCAGUAUGUGCCACGAACUGCUGGAGAACAAGCAGAACGGCCGUCUAGCCAGCGGCGAGGCCAAGGAGAUCCUCCUCAAGACUAGCCGACGUGGCAUUGAAGAGGAAGGGUCGAGCGGGGCGUCGGUCAUCGCAACCUUUGCGUUGUUGACGUCUUCUAGUGGCAUGCGCGCGUGCUCCAGUCGAAGAAGUUGCUUUCGUCCGUUGCAUUGUUCGCAAGUCGCCACGAGCUCCGAUGCGGUGGCACCAAAUGCACGACGCAUCGACAUUGACGAGAAGUGGUUCUAUUUCACGUUGAUCAACCACCGAUGCUAUCUCUCGUCGACGACCCUGCCGUGGUUGCUGCCGGGCGGUCGGAUGGUUGUGCCAACUUGUGGCACAACCAGCAACGAGCCUGACUUCAACGUUCUGGAUCUCGGGUUCUUAAACUCAAUCCAAGCAAUACAACACCGUCAAGUCGUCACUGGAAUCGAUGACCUGGUUGCCGCCGUACAUGGGGGAUUCAACGAAUUGGAUUGGCGAAUCCUGGACAAGACUUUAGUGAGAGUCAUGGAGGAGUCGAUGAAAAUGGCCGGUGACAACUCGUACAAGUUGUCGCAUCAGAGCAAGGACAAGAUGGCGAGCUGGACCCACCGCCCCUUCAGUGUGCGAUCCUGA